Molecule: messenger RNA, 255 nt
Organism: Rhizoctonia solani
Lineage: Eukaryota; Fungi; Basidiomycota; Agaricomycetes; Cantharellales; Ceratobasidiaceae
Exons: 2
Coding region: 1-255 (84 amino acids)
Source: RefSeq, a predicted model, not a curated record
AUGGGCACAUCAGAUGCAAGCAACCCACCUAACCAGCCACAGGAUCUUCAACAUAGGACAGCCACAAACUAUUAUGAAGAGGUCCUGGAAGAUAGCAAAGUCAUGAACAAUUAUUUGGAGCAAAUAGGAACAUAUAUAGCUCAGACAGUGUAUGGCUAUACAGAUGGACCAUAUUUCAUGGACUCAUUGCCAGAUGGGUACAAACUUUACCGUCCACCAUUCUCAACCAGAAAAUGCAAAGAAACCAAGGUCUGA